Pseudozyma flocculosa PF-1 is the source of this 5112-nucleotide messenger RNA. RefSeq lists its product as uncharacterized. The coding region runs from base 1 to 5112 and encodes 1703 amino acids. Gene Ontology annotation, cellular component: chromosome. The transcript is spliced from 2 exons. NCBI's taxonomy places the organism in Eukaryota, Fungi, Basidiomycota, Ustilaginomycetes, Ustilaginales, Ustilaginaceae. Gene Ontology annotation, molecular function: protein binding; ATP binding. Gene Ontology annotation, biological process: mitotic chromosome condensation. The record is from RefSeq and is a predicted model, not a curated record.
AUGCCGCCUCGACGGGCAGCCGCUGCCUCAUCGGCGUCCGCCGUCAACAGAGCGCGCGACUCGACCGCUUCCACCAGCAGCGCCACACGUUCCACCCGCUCAUCCCGCGCCUCCACGGCAUCAACCGCGGCCGCAGCACCCGCACCAGAGAUCGCCCCUGCCGCCCCUACGUCGACGACAGCAAGGAGGUCCACAAGACGCUCCAGCGCAGCCGCUUCCGCCACCGCGGCGCCCGCUGCUCCAACCUCGAAGCCGGCUUCCGCGGCACGGUCGCGCGGUAGAAAGGCGGCCGUGAUUGAGAGCGAAUCGGAGGAAGAGGAGGAGGACGACGAGGACGACGAAGAGGGCGAUGAGGAAGAGGACGACCAAGAGGACGAGGACGAGGAAGGUUCGGAAGAGGACGACGAGUCCGAAGAAGAAGAGGAGGAGGAGGAGGAGGAGGUCGUCAAGCCGCGCUCAAGAGGGCGUGCCGCAGCGCCGGCAUCCUCUCGCAAGUCUGCACAGCCUGCACCGGCUGCCAAGAAGGCGGCGGCACCCGCCCGGGCGGCGCGCGGCACCAAGCGCGUGCUCAACAGCGAUGCAGAGGACAGCGAGCAGUCGUCGGACGAAGAGGACGAGGCCGACCGCACCCUCUCGGACGAGGCCGACGCCGACGAGGUAGAAAAGUCGCUCCUCCUCGACGCCGCCCCAAUGCAGCCCGGCGCCACCGCGGCUGCAGCUUCCGCCGGCGAGGACGACGACAGCGAGGCAGAAACCGAAGACUCGUUGACGCCGCCGCCAAAGCGCAAGCGUCCCUCUCCCGAGCCGACCGCAGCCGCGGCCGCGCCCAAGUCAGAGCCAGCACACAAGCAGCAGCCGGCCGUGGAGCAGGGCAGCGACGACGAAUCGGACAGCUCCGAGGCCUCGUUCAAGGAGGCCGAGCCGGGCGUCUCGCCGGGCGAGGGCGGCUACGACGACGAAGCAGCAGCUGCCGACGGCGUCGAGACCACGCCGAAGCAGGGCAGCCCCACCGCCGCCGUCCUGCAGCAGGCGACCGCGGCGGCGGCCGCCACCACGCCGCCCAAGCCCGCCGGCCCGCUCAAGCGCCUCAUCAUCCACAAGAUGGUGCUCAACAACUUCAAGUCGUACGCCGGCCGUCAGGAGAUCGGGCCGUUCCACAAGUCGUUUUCGAGCGUCGUCGGCCCCAACGGCAGCGGCAAGAGCAACGUCAUCGACUCGCUGCUGUUCGUGUUUGGCUGGAGGGCGAACAAGAUGCGCCAGGGCAAGCUGAGCGAGCUGAUCCACAACAGCGCCGGCCGCGAGAACCUGCCCAACUGCAGCGUCGAGGUGUGGUUCCGCGAGAUCGUCGACCUGCCCGGCGAGGCGUACAAGGUGGUGCCCAACAGCAAGCUCGUUGUGUCGCGCACCGCGUUCCGCAACAAUGCGUCGCAGUACUCGAUCAAUGGCCGCAAGUCGACGUUCACCGAAGUGACGACGCUGCUCAAGGGCCGCGGCAUCGACCUCGACCACAAGCGCUUCCUCAUCCUCCAGGGCGAGGUCGAGAGCAUCGCCCAGAUGCCGCCCAAGGCCAAGAACGAGCAUGAAGAGGGCCUGCUCGAGUACCUCGAGGACAUCAUCGGCACCAGCGAGUUCAAAGUGCCCAUCGAGGAGCAGGCCAAGCUCGUCGACGAGGCCAACGAGCGCAGGGCCGAGAAGUUGGCGCGCUUGAAGAUCGUCCAGAAGGAGAAGGACGCGCUCGAGUCCAAGAAACGCCAGGCGGAAGAGUACCUGCGCGACCAAAACGAGCUGACGCAGCGGCAGUCGGCGCUGUGGCAGGUGUACAUCCUCGAGUGCCGCGACCAGAUGAGCGUGGCGUCGCAGGCGAUCGAGUCGCUGCGCGCGCGCAUCGCCGAGGAGACCGAGAAGCACGCCGGCUCCAAGGCCGAGAUCGAGGCGCUGGAAAAGGAGUACGAGGCCGUCGUCCAGGACUACGAGGCCAUCGCCAAGAGCGCCGACAAGGUCAUCAAGGAGCUCGCCAAGUACGAAAAGGAGGACGUCCAGCUGCAGGAGAAGCGCAAGCACCUCGAGACCAAGCGCAAGAAGUGCACCAAGAGCGUCGCCGAGGACAAGCACGCGGCGUCCGAGGCGCGCUCGACGGCGAGCAACUCGACCGAGGAGAUCGAAAAGGUGUCGGCCGAGCUGGCCCGCCUCGAGGCGUCGCUCGAAAAGGAGGAGGCCGAGCUGGAGCGCGUGCGCGACUCGCUCAAGGAAAAGACGCAGGGCUUCAGCGCGGCCAUCGAGAAGAAGCAAAAGGAGCUGCAGCCGUGGGUGGCCAAGGUCAGCGAAAAGGCGGCCGCCCGCGACGUUGCCCGCGAGGAGCGCGACCUGCUCGACGGCCGCUCGGCGCAGAUCGAGAAGAGCAUCGACGAGGCCAAGGAGGCGCUGCGCAACCUCGAGCUCGACAACGAGAGCAAGGGCGCCGAGGUCGAGAACCUCAAGCAGGAGCGCAAGGACCUGGCCAAGAAGAUCGCCUCGAGCGAGAGGCAGCUCGCCGACAUGCGCACCCAGGAGGCAGAGCUGCGCAAGAAGGCCGGCGCGGCCCGCAGCAAGGCCGACGAGGCCAAGGCCUCGGUCACGGCCAACCGCUCGCGCGGUGACGUCCUGUCGAGCCUCACGCGCCAGGCCGAGCUCGGCAUGAUCAAGGGCUUCCACGGCCGCCUCGGCAACCUGGGCACCAUCGACGACCGCUACGACGUCGCCAUCAGCACCGCCUGCCCCGGCCUCAACAACAUCGUCGUCGAGACCGUCGAGACGGGCCAGGCGUGCAUCGAGCACCUGCGCAAGAACAACCUCGGCCGCGGCAACUUCAUCGUGCUCAACAGCCUCGGCAUCUCCAAGGCGGCGCUGGCGCCCAUCGACACGCCCGAGGACGUGCCGCGCCUCUUCGACCUGGUCAAGCCGCGCGACGAGCGCUUCGCCGCCGCCUUCUACCACCAGCUGCGCGACACGCUCGUGGCCAAGGACCUCGCGCACGCCAACCGCAUCGCCUACGGCGCCAAGCGCUGGCGCGUCGUCACUCUCGACGGCCAGCUGAUCGACAAGAGCGGCACCAUGUCCGGCGGCGGCAACCGCGUCUCGCGCGGCGCCAUGAGCUCCAAGCUGGCUGCCGACGACGUGUCGCCGGAGCAGCUGCAGCGCAUGGAGCGCGACCGCGACGCCGCCGAGGAGAUGCUGCGCGGCCAGCUGACGUCGAUCCUCACCGUCGAGCAGAUGCUCGACGACCACCGGCGCCGCGCGCCGCAGAUCGACAUGGCGCUCGACAAGAUCGGCAUGGACCUGGGCAUCGGCGAGAAGCGCGUCGCCGAGGCCAAGCAGCGCGUCGCCGAGCUCAAGGCGCAGAGCAAGCCCGACGCCGCCGACGCCAAGCGCAUCGCCGAGCUCGACAAGCAGAUCGCCGCCUUUGACAAGGACAUUGCCAAGCUGUCGGAGAAGACCGAGGCCAUCGAGGCCGACAUUGCCGCGCUCCAGGAAAAGAUCCUCGAGGCGGGCGGCGUGGCGCUGCGGAUGCAGAAGAGCAAGGUCGACGGCAUCAAGGAGAUGCUCGACCUGAGCUCGGAGCGCAUCACCAAGGCCGAGGUGGCCAAGUCCAAGGCCGAAAAGGACGUCAAGAAGCUCGAGGCGGCCAUGGCGCGCAACCAGCAGCAGCUCGACGAGCUCGAGCGCGAGGUCGAGGAGCUGAUGCAGACCAUCGAGGCCAAGACGCGCGCGGCCGAGAGCGUGCGCGCCAAGGUCGCCGAGGCGCAGGACGUCAUGGAGACCAAGCAGGAGGAGCGCGACGACAUCAAGGCGCAGCUCGACGAGCGCUCCGAGUCGGUCAACGCCUUCCGCGCCCUCGAGAUGGAGAUCAAGCAGAAGCUCGAGGACAACGAGCGCUCGCUCCACGACAACGAGAAGCGCCUCAAGCACUGGCAGGACAAGCACGCCCAGCUCACCCUCCACGAGAUCGACGGCGAUGACGAGGAGGACGACGACGAGGGCGAGGGCGAGCAGGACGGCGCCGGCGAGGCCAAGAAGAAGCGGGCCAGCGACGACGACGGCCAGGACCAGGACCAGGAUGACAACGAUGACGACGACGAGGGCCCGCUCGAGCUGCAAGAGUACCCCGAGGACGAGCUGCGCGCCAUCGACAAGGAAAGCAUCAAGGCCGAGAUUGUCGUCUACGAGGAAAAGGUGGCCAAGGGCCAGGGCAACCUCUCGGUGCUGGCCGAGUACCGCAAGCGCGAGGGCGAGUUUCUUCAGCGGGCGCGGGACCUCGAGGCGACAACCGAGGAGCGCGACUCGGCCAAGCGGCGGUACGACGACCUUCGCAAGCAGCGGCUCGAGAACUUCAUGGCCGGCUUCGGCGUCAUCACGGCCAAGCUCAAGGAGAUGUACCAGACCAUCACGCUGGGCGGCAACGCCGAGCUCGAGCUCGUCGACAGCCUCGACCCGUUCUCGGAGGGCAUCAUCUUCAGCGUGAUGCCGCCCAAGAAGAGCUGGAAGAACAUCAGCAACCUCUCGGGCGGCGAAAAGACGCUGUCGUCGCUGGCGCUCGUGUUUGCGCUGCACGUCUUCAAGCCGACGCCGCUCUACGUCAUGGACGAGAUUGACGCCGCGCUCGACUUCCGCAACGUCAGCAUCGUGGCCAACCUGAUCAAGGAGCGCACCAAGGGCGCGCAGUUCAUCAUCAUCUCGCUGCGCAACAACAUGUUUGAGCUGAGCAGCCGCCUUGUUGGCGUGUACAAGACGGCCAACUGCACCAAGAGCAUCGCCAUCGACAACCGCGAGCUCGGCGCGGACGAGCAGCAGCAGCAGCAAGCGGCGGCGGCGGCAGCGGCCAGGGACAACAAGGAAAACGAGCAGGGUCUGAGGCACAGCCAGAGCAUGAUGUCGUUCAAAACUCCGGCCAGGGCCGGGCCUGGUGGCUUGGGCUUGGGCGGCGCGGGUGCGGGUGGAUUGGGUCGGAUGUCGACGGCGGGUAUGGCGACGGGCGUGCAGGCCAAGAGAUUCGUCAGCCUCGCCACGCCCUCCGUCGCCCACCAGCAGCACCCUCAGCAGCAGCAGAAGAGACCGCCGGUCCUCUCGCAGAUCUGA